Impatiens glandulifera is the source of this 1454-nucleotide messenger RNA. RefSeq names its product protein DETOXIFICATION 34. Gene Ontology annotation, molecular function: xenobiotic transmembrane transporter activity; antiporter activity. Gene Ontology annotation, cellular component: membrane. Gene Ontology annotation, biological process: xenobiotic detoxification by transmembrane export across the plasma membrane. The coding region runs from base 1 to 1422 and encodes 473 amino acids. NCBI's taxonomy places the organism in Eukaryota, Viridiplantae, Streptophyta, Magnoliopsida, Ericales, Balsaminaceae. The record is from RefSeq and is a predicted model, not a curated record. The transcript is spliced from 6 exons.
AUGGAAACCGCUGCAACAGCCGACCUACACCAUGCUCCAACCGGAUUCGUCGGCUCCUCAGCCGAUUACCCUCCCAUUACAACCUUUCAAGAUGCGAAAGCAGUUUGUCUUUUGGAAUCGGUCAAGUUAUGGACCAUUGCCGGUCCAAUUGCCUUCAAUAUCUUAUGUAAUUACGGGAUUAAUUCCACCACCAAUAUAUUUGUCGGUCAUAUUGGCGACGUCGAGCUCUCUGCCGUCGCUAUUUCCCUAUCCGUUCUCGCUAGUUUCUCUUUCGGAUUCAUGUUAGGCAUGGGAAGUGCAUUGGAGACUCUAUGCGGGCAGGCGUUUGGUGCCGGUCAAGUGGAAAUGCUCGGUGUCUACAUGCAGAGAUCUUGGAUAAUCCUGACUUCCGCUUGUUUCUUCAUCAUGCCAUUAUACAUUUACGCAACUCCACUCCUCCGACUCCUCGGCCAACGUGACGAUAUCGCAGAUCUCGCAGGAAAAUUCUCAAUUCAGGUGAUUCCUCAAAUGUUCUCAUUAGCAAUCAAUUUCCCCACUCAGAAAUUCCUCCAAGCUCAAAGCAGAGUAGUUGCGUUGGCCUGGAUUGGAUUCGUAGCGCUUUUCGUGCACAUCGGAAUGUUGUACUUGUUCAUCCAUGUGUUAGGAUGGGGGACCGGCGGUGCGGCCAUGGCUUACAAUCUCUCAGCAUGGGCGAUUGCGGUGGCUCAAGUGGUUUACAUUGUCGGGUGGUGUAAAGAAGGAUGGAAAGGACUAUCAUGGUCGGCAUUCAACGAUCUUUGGCCUUUUGUUAAACUAUCCGUUGCUUCAGCAAUUAUGAUUUGUUUAGAAAUUUGGUAUUUCAUGAGUAUUAUCAUCCUCACCGGCCAUCUUGAAGACCCUGUUAUCGCUGUCGGAUCUCUUUCCAUAUGUAUGAAUGUUAAUGGAUGGGAGGGCAUGUUGUUUAUCGGAAUCAAUGCAGCUGUUAGUGUUAGAGUUUCAAAUGAGCUUGGAUCAAAGCAUCCAAGAGCUGCGAAAUACUCAGUGGCGGUUACAGUAGUUGAAUCCCUGAUGAUUGGAUUGUCAUGUAUGGUAGUUAUAAUGGCGACCAAAUCUAAAUUCUCCAUUAUCUUCACCGACAGCAAGGUUAUGCAGAAAGCCGUCGCUGAUUUAGCUUACCUUCUUGGCAUAACCAUGGUUCUCAACAGCGUCCAACCCGUUAUCUCGGGAGUUGCGGUCGGAGGAGGAUGGCAGGCUUUGGUGGCUUACAUAAACUUGUUCUGUUAUUAUGUAGUGGGUCUCCCUCUUGGCUUCUUCUUAGGUUACAAGACGAGUUUAGGCGUCCAGGGGAUUUGGAUUGGAAUGAUAUGUGGGACGAUGUUACAGACAAUAAUAUUAAUUAUCAUCACAUUGAAAACUAAUUGGAAUGAUGAGGUAUGUAAAUAAAGUCAUAAUAUUUUUUAUAUAUUAUAUAUUUU